AUGGAAGAUUCAAGACUCAUCUCCACCCAAGAAAUAUCUCAACACAAUUCCCCCGAAGACUGUUGGCUCGUAAUCGACGAUGGCGUCUGGGACUGCACAUCGUUCAUCAACGACCAUCCCGGAGGCCCAGCUCUCAUCCUUCGCUACGCCGGCCGGGACGCCACGAAAGAAUACUCAGAAAUCCACACCCCCUCCACCGUCCGCAACAGCCUCUCCCCAGAAUGCUUCAAAGGCAACCUCGACCGCUCAACCAUAGACUCCACAUGGCUCCAAUCCCCCACCCCCUCCAACCCCGCCCAAGCCGUCCCAGACGGCGAAAAACCGCCCCUACACACCGUCAUCAACCUGUACGACUUCGAAGACAUCUCGCGGCGCACGAGCUCGCCCAAGACGUACGCGUUCACAUCGACGGCGUCGACGGAUUGCUGGACGCGGGAUCAGAAUAUCGCGAUGCUGCGGCGGAUCUGGUUCCGGCCGAGGGUGUUAAGGGAUGUCAAGGCGGUGGAUCCGGCGAGUGAGAUUUUGGGGGUGAGGACGAGGAUGCCGGUGUUUAUUUGUCCGACGGGGUUGACGAAGAUGAUGCAUCCCGGGGCGGAGAAGGCGAUGGGGAGGGCGGCGGAGGGGGAGGGGAUUGCGCAGAUUAUUUCGACGAACUCGAGUUUUCCAGCGGAGGAGAUUCUGAAUGAAGCUCCUGGGGUGCCUUUGAUGUUCCAGUUAUACGUUAACAAGGAGCGGAAGAAGACUGAGGAGCUUCUCGCCAAGCUGAACACGCUCAACGUCAGGGCGAUCUUCUUGACCGUAGACGCAGCUGGAAGAGGGAAAAGAGAAUCCGACGAACGCCUCCGAGUGGACGAGGUCAACCCCGUAACAGGCAAGAAAGGAGGCGGUCUCACCAAGAUCGCUGGCAGCGCCUUCGACCAAGGCGUAACAUGGGACGACAUCAAAUGGAUCCGAAGCCUCACCAAACUCCCCUUAAUCCUCAAGGGAAUCAUGACCGCCUCCGACGCAAAACUCGCAAUGGAACACAAAGUCGACGGCGUCAUGCUCUCCAACCACGGCGGCCGCAACCUCGACUUCACGCCGCCCUCUAUCCUCAUCCUCCUGGAAAUGCACCGCCAAUGUCCCGAGAUCUUCGACCAGAUGGAAGUCUACAUCGACGGCGGGUUUAGGAGGGGUGUAGAUAUUUUGAAGGCGCUUUGUCUGGGGGCGAAGGCGGUCGGGUUGGGGAGGCCGUUUUUGUUUGCGUUGAAUUAUGGGGAGGAGGGGGUAAGGAAGGCGGUUGAUAUUUUGAGGGAGGAGAUGGAGAGUGCUAUGAAGCUCCUGGGCAUCACCGACCUAUCUCAAGUGCAUCCUGGACUGGUCAACACGUCCGACGUCGACCAUCUGGUGCCUUCGACGCUCGAUCAUCCUUAUGCAAAGUGGCGGCCAAAAGCAAGGCUGUAG
This is a messenger RNA of Zasmidium cellare ATCC 36951, 1443 nucleotides long. RefSeq lists its product as uncharacterized. The record is from RefSeq and is a predicted model, not a curated record. The coding region runs from base 1 to 1443 and encodes 480 amino acids. Gene Ontology annotation, molecular function: oxidoreductase activity; heme binding. NCBI's taxonomy places the organism in Eukaryota, Fungi, Ascomycota, Dothideomycetes, Mycosphaerellales, Mycosphaerellaceae. The transcript has 4 exons.